Molecule: messenger RNA, 3164 nt
Organism: Solenopsis invicta (red fire ant)
Lineage: Eukaryota; Metazoa; Arthropoda; Insecta; Hymenoptera; Formicidae
Gene: Rab7
Product: ras-related protein rab7
Exons: 5
Coding region: 171-794 (207 amino acids)
Biological process (GO): endosome to lysosome transport; phagosome-lysosome fusion
Cellular component (GO): lysosome; late endosome; phagocytic vesicle
Molecular function (GO): GTP binding; GTPase activity
Source: RefSeq, a predicted model, not a curated record
CGAGUAAUGCACUCGAUUGCACUCGGUCGAUAAGGGAGGCGAGGCGAACAGGUGACGACAUCGUUGUCAUACUCUCGUGAUUUCAUAACACGCCAUUUUCUUUGUGCGAAGCGCUGGAGCGCGGAGGUGUUUUCACAGACCGUGUUCCCUGACGAGUGCCCCAGCAAAGAAUGGCGUCCCGCAAGAAAGUGUUGCUGAAAGUCAUUAUCCUUGGGGAUUCAGGAGUUGGGAAAACUUCUUUGAUGAAUCAAUAUGUCAAUAAGAAGUUUAGCAACCAAUACAAAGCAACAAUAGGAGCAGAUUUUUUGACCAAGGAAGUUAUGGUGGAGGAUAGAAUAGUCACUAUGCAGAUUUGGGAUACUGCCGGACAAGAGAGGUUUCAAUCGUUAGGAGUGGCUUUUUACAGAGGCGCGGAUUGUUGCGUGCUAGUAUUUGAUGUAUCUGCUCCGACUAGCUUUAAAUCUCUAGAUUCAUGGAGGGAUGAAUUUUUAAUUCAAGCCUCGCCUCGGGAUCCAGAUAACUUUCCAUUUGUCGUGCUUGGGAACAAAGUAGAUCUUGAAUCAAGAGCGGUCUCAAGCAAGAGAGCACAACAGUGGUGUCAGUCGAAGAACAAUAUUCCAUAUUUCGAAACUAGUGCAAAAGAGGCUAUUAAUGUCGAGCAAGCUUUCCAAACGAUAGCUAAGAACGCUUUAGCUCAAGAAAGUGAAGUCGAACUUUACAAUGAAUUCCCGGAUCAAAUCAAACUGACCAACGACCAAAGAAGCAAUGGUAGAGGUGAUUCAUGUGCUUGCUAGGUCUUGAAACAGUGGUAAUAUCUUGAAUGACUAAUAAAGAAUGCACAGGUCAGAUACAUUCACGUCACCUGCGCAUGAAGGACGCGGAGAAUAUAUUGCGAUGAGCUUUUAUGUGUGCAGGAAGUCACGAAAUUUCUUUCUUUGUCUCAACGUGUUAUACAAUCUUUCCUUGUGCCCGUAAAACAAAAAAAAACGUCUCAAUAUCCUUGAAAUAAUUUUGUUGAAACAGUCACAUUAGUAUACGGUAAAAAAAAAAUAACGAGUUAAAUUCAUACGUAAAGAAAUGUGUACAAAUUAUCUUGAUAUACAUACAUCUAUAUAUAUUAUAUAUAAUUGUUUUUAUAAACCUGCGUGGGAAUAAGAUAUAUUUAUCCGACUUCCUGACCUACUAGAAUAUCGCAAUUUUGAAUUAUGUACUCCCGCUGGACUUGACUUGUCAUAUAGGUCCUCUAUGUCUACGUUAUUCUUUAAGUCAAGGAUUCGCAUCUCGUUUUUUAAUAAGUAUUGUAAUAUGCUCUCUUAUCGGGUAUGGCGAAACAUAUGAAUUAUCUUUUCUCUUUUUUUUUUUUAAAUCUCGAGCAUUGAUUGAGUUUGUUGUCUAUUGAUUUUCACCGAAACGAUAAUAGCUCGAGGUUUUCGAAUAAUAUAUAGGAGUCGUUGUUGCACCAGAGAGGAUAAUAUAUGGGUCGGGAACACAGUUAGCGGUACACUGUUAGUAAAUUAUAAUAAAAGAAUUUGCUCAUAAUUUGUUAAGUACAAUUGCAUUUACAGAGGAGCUCUAGUGCAUAUAGCUUAUUAUAUACUUAGAACCGAAUAUUUGCUGUCAGUAAAAAAAUGGUUCGUAUGAAAUAGAACGAAAGAUAAGAUAAAGUUACAAUAAAGUUACUAAGAUACUUUGUAGUAUGUCUCAUAAGGUGUUUUAACGAGUCUGAGAUUUUCACGCGAAUGGCAUGGUGUAAAACUCCUCGAAUCUUUGUUUUCUAUUCGGAAAACUUCUCAAUUGUUAUAUAUAUAUAUAUAUAUAUAAAUAUAUAUUGAAAUAUAAAAUUAUAUUAUGAAGAUUCUCUGGCUUGUUGCGCACGUAUUGUAAUGCUAGGCAUGUUGUUUUGUUUAUAUAAAUUAUUGUUUUAAAUUUAGGGAUGUUUAUAUGGCCAUCCCGAUUUAGAAAGGAAAAAAAUUCGUUGCAGAUUUAGAAAAAAUGUCCCUUUCAUUGAAUGUAUCGUCCGUAAUAAGCGUUUUGCAAAAGAUACUUUUGAAGUUUUCAAGCGUUUUAAGUUUUCGGCGAAGUCCCGAGAAUUCCUCUUCUAAAACGAGAUUCCUCUUCUUGUACCGCGAUGCACACAUCGAUUUUUAAGAUUUUUUACUGUACAUAAGACAAUGGGAUCCCAAAUGCGCGGUGAGUUAAUCGUCAAUUGUAUGGUCUAUCGAACAGUUCUAUGCGGACUACAUUUUGUAAAUAAGACAGCAUAUAUAAUCCACUUAGGAAAAUUUAACGUUAUAUAAAAAGAAUGAAUCUUUAUAUCCUGAUAGCCAUAUCAAUAAGUAUGCUUAUAAUAUUUUAAUUCUACUUAUAGUCUUUAUUAGAGCAGUAAUUAAAUCUAAACGGCGUGUGAUAUUUAUUUCGAUGAAGGGAGAGCAAGCUUUUGCAUAGUUCGUAUGAGAGACACAAGAAAUAUGCACAUUAAUGCUGUAUUUCAGAUUUUUGUAGUAAAAAAAAAAUGAUUGUGGGCUCACAUUAAGAUGUGUUUAAAUGUUUUAAAAUUUGAUUUCUCCUAGGAAGAUAGAGCAAGGUAAGCAUGCUUUUCCGCAAUAGCAACGUAGUAAAACGAUAGUAUUAUGCAUCGCGGUACCGGUAAUUGCGCAUCCGUGUCGCAAGUCAUUUUGUUGAUCUUUGAUUGUUUGCCAGUCUCUGGAUUUAUAAUUAAAUUUGUGAGAUUUUGAUUUCGUUAGGACUUCUAACACACAAUCCCUCCCUUCACCCGUUCUAAGUUGCGUUAUUACGUUCGCUUAAUUAUAUGACCAUCAGCGGGCGCACUGAUUCUAAUGACCAAAUUACUUUCCGUACGAAUUUUCCCAGCGAGAUAUCUAAUCAAUUGACUUUAUAUAUUUACUUCACCAAGGAACAAUCGAACUCGGCUAUUGUCACCUGCUAUUUCUGGGCCACCCUGUGUAUAUAUAACAUUCUUACGAGAUAAAAACUUAGCGUGUGAAAUAUAUGCAUACGCAGGGUGUUCCACAAAUCGUGCACAUCUUCUAAAUCGUAGACUGAUUCCACCGAAGAAUGAUUAGCUGUUCCAAUAGACUGCUGAACGAUUAACACUUAAUCGGCUCUUGACGGGGUUUAGGAGCUCUAAAGAUGCAUACAAAUAA